Wasmannia auropunctata (little fire ant) is the source of this 1442-nucleotide messenger RNA. Its product is annotated as cytochrome P450 4C1-like. Gene Ontology annotation, molecular function: monooxygenase activity; heme binding; iron ion binding. The transcript has 6 exons. The annotation marks the transcript as partial. Lineage: Eukaryota; Metazoa; Arthropoda; Insecta; Hymenoptera; Formicidae. The record is from RefSeq and is a predicted model, not a curated record.
UCUGAUCGCACGAAUGGUCAAUACUUGAAAAACCUUGUUGAAUCAAAAGGAGAUGACGCAGAAGCAAUUGGAACACAGAAAAAGCGGCUUGCAAUGUUGGAUCUUUUAAUAGCGGCAUCUCGUGAAGGUUUGAUGACUGAUUCAGAUGUUAGGGAAGAAGUCGAUACUUUUAUGUUUGCGGGUCAUGAUACUACAUCGAUGGGUAUAUGCUUCAUUUUGGCACUAUUAGCUGAGCAUAAGGACGUUCAGGAAUGUGUUAGGAACGAAAUCGAUACUGCUAUGCAAGAGCAUGAAGGGAAAAUUACUAUGAAAUUAUUGCAACAAUUACCGUAUUUAGACAGAUGUAUCAAAGAAGGAUUACGCUUGUAUCCUCCUGCAUAUAGUAUAGCACGCACUGUUGCAGAAGACAUAAAAUUACAGUCACAUUUAGUACCUGCUGGAACAACCGUGCAGCUUUAUAUUUACGGAGUUCACAGAGAUCCCAAUUUUUGGCCAAAUCCAGAAGUGUUUGAUCCAGAUAGAUUUUUGCCCGAGAAGAUUCGAACUCGUCACCCUUAUUCGUAUAUACCAUUCAGUUCUGGACCACGUAACUGUAUCGGCCAACGAUUUGCUGUGCUGGAAAUGAAGGCGAUGAUAACCUGUCUGAUACACAACUUUUACUUGGAACCUGUUGACUAUUUAAAAGAUCUUCAGCUGCUGAUGGAUACGCUACUUCGCCCUGCUCAUCCAAUUCGUGUAAAAUUUAUCCCAAUUCAUAAAAUUAAUAAUGUCUCUAAAUCAAAUACCAAUAAAUUAUAAUCUUUAUUGAAAGCAAAUCUGCCAUUAAGAUCGAGUGAUGUGAUGAUUCUGGAUAGUUCGUCGUGUUGUAUCACGUCACUUUCGGGAGUGCUUCUUACAAUGGUUGACUAAGAUUUCUUUUAUAAAAAAAUAGUAAAGAUAUAACUUAAUUGCGUUAAUAAAUAAUCCGCUUACACCUAUAUAUACCUUAACUGCAAUUAUACUUUAUUUCUUAAUGUAAUUUCUUGUGUAACAAUUAAUACGCAUAUAUUCUAUCUAAAAAAAAGGUGUGUUAAAUUGACUCAAAUCUAUUAAAAUCUUCUCAAACGUCUCGAAGUUUUUUAUUGAUUCUUUUCCGCGACGAUGAUUUGUUCUCUCGCUGCGCUAAUAAGUUCGUGAGCGGUUGUCAUUGUAUAUUUUGAGAGUUGUUUGUAUUGACAUUGAUAUAACAUUAUAGCAAAUUGUAGUAAAAAGUGAAAAACGUUAAAUACCGCGCGCGAAGCGCGCGUCUGUAAUACUAGUAUUUAAAAAUUUUGUAUGAAAUGUAAUUUUAUGUAAUGUUAUGUAAUGAAAAUGCUUUUCCUCAUGGGAAAUUUUGUAUAUGGUUGCAUCUUAGAUUAUAUAUGGCUAUAUGCAAAGAGAAAUAAAAGUUGUAUAAAAAUAUA